This is a messenger RNA of Camelina sativa (false flax), 633 nucleotides long. The record is from RefSeq and is a predicted model, not a curated record. Lineage: Eukaryota; Viridiplantae; Streptophyta; Magnoliopsida; Brassicales; Brassicaceae.
AUGGCAGCUUAUUUGAAAAUGAGUCAUACGACGUUGGCUCGAUAUGUUAAAGAAGGGCUCAUUAGGCGUCAUUCAAAUGCCAUCAAGCCAAGAUUGAGGGAAAGCAAUAUGAGAGCUCGACUAGAGUUUUGUGUCUCCAUGCUCGAUAGUCGUUUCAUGCCCAAUCACCCGAAGUUUGUGGAUAUGUACAAUGUUGUACAUAUUGAUGAAAAAUGGUUUUAUAUGACCAAGCCGAAAGAGACUUAUUACCUUCUUCCGACUGAAGAAGAGCCGUAUCGUACAUGUCAGAGUAAAAACUAUAUUGGGAAGGUAAUGUUUUUGGCUGCCAUGGCUCGUCCAAGAUUUGAUGGAGAAGGAAAUGAGGUAUUUUCUGGAAAAAUAGGAGUGUUUCCAUUUGUUACAAUGCAACCAGCUAAGAGACGAAGUAGAAACAGAGAGGCGGGGACUUUGGAGUUAAAGCCGAUGACCUCUAUCAAAAGAGAAGAUAUCAAAGAGUUUUUACUUGGGAAAGUUCUCCCGAAAAUCCGUGAAAGAUGGCCACAAGAAGAUUUUGGAAAACCUAUUUUUAUNUUAUACCAGCUAAAGCUUCUUCUUCCUCUUUUGGACUCUUUUGACGUAUUAUCAGUUGAUUAA